UUAACUGCCCCGAUCAUGGCGCGUUGCGACCCGGCGGGCCCCCCCUUUGCGGGCUUCUACGUUUUCUGCUUCUGUCACUUCGAAUAAGACAAUGCUUUCAGCUGUAGCCAUUGAGCAUUCCAUUUACCCGGGCGACAGCAAUAUUGUGAUAUUGUAACCGCGAUGAAUGUCUGCAAGCAGAAACUCUACUUGUCAAAGUGGACGAACUACGUGUAGCUGUCUUCGCAUUCUUGCAACAGCUGGAGACUAAUCAAUAAAAGAGCUCCCCCUUCAUGCUCGCACGCUUAGGACUCUACGAACGCGCUAGCUAGUCGUGUUCAGUUGCGCGCUGUGCCAACUGCAGCAGAUAGGAGACAAACGCAAGGCAUUAGCUGAGUCGACAGCAGCGCUUGGGGGCGCGUCUCGAAAACUCGCUUGGGACUUGAAUUCCUCGGAGCAAAAGGGCCCUGGGCCCCGUGGUGACACCCACGUAAUAAACAUGAAAACUUCUGACGAAGUGUCAGAAAUGCCUGCGGGCAAGUCGGAGCCCGCGGAGGAGGGUGCUCCACGGAGGAACGUGCGCAUCUCCACGGGCGGCCCCGCCAUCCUCGAGGUGCCCCCGACGCCGGCCGGCCACGCCCCUGGCAUGAAGGAGCGCGGAAUCCUGGAGCUCACACUGCACUCCGAUGGCCGCGACUCCCAGGGUGUGCCCGUCGACCCAGCGUCCAUGUUUGAUUUCUGCAAGGAGUACGCUUCUCGGCCGCUGUGGGACACCACCUCCCACAAGCUGGCCGCCGUGUCCGAUGCCGAGAUGCCCGAGGUGUUUCGUGACAAGUGCGUGUACUGCUUCACAGCCGUCAAUGAGCACUUCACGUUCGCCCGGCCGGACUACAUGCACGCCAGCUUCUUUCAGCCGGUGCAGGUUUACGUGCUGCUGACCAGCACCACCAAGGUGCCCCAGUGGCUGCGAAAUGACUUCAACCGCCUGCCGGAGAGCAAGGCGUCCAUGCCCGUGGACUGGCAGUUUGGGCUGCACACCAAGGUUCUGGCCAUCUUAAGUCAGAAGCUGGCCCUGAUCAAGAACGCGCGCAUGCACGUGUGGGAGCGCAAGCAGCACUGCGUGCCGGGUGUGGCGUACACCUUCGGCGGCACGGAGGGCAACAGCCCGCUAGAGGACUUUACAUACCUGCUGGCGUGGCGGCCGCUCGAGCCGGAGGAGGUGGUCAACCCAGAUGCCCGCACCGCUGUGACAUCCGCGGUGGACAGCGAGGAGAACAAGGAGGACCGGCUGCAGCUGUUGGGGCGCAUUGCGGAGGCGGUGGCGGAGGAUGACAUGGAGCAGCUCAAGCGCAGCGUGGAGGCGUACAGCGCCCGUGCCAAGGCUGCGCCCGCCGCCUGGCCGCGCCCCUCCUUCCUGACCUCGGGGGGCAGGCUGCUGACCACGCUGGCGGCGGAGCGCAAUGCGCAGCCGCGGCUGGUGCUGUACCUGGUGUCCCAGGGGGCGGAGCUGGACGCAAUGGGUCUGCGCUACGUCCUGAACAACUCCAAGGCGCUGGUGUCGGCCGGCUACUGCGACGUGUCGCACCUGCUGCUGUCCUACCUGGCGCUGCAGCGCAACCCCAUCGCCAGCGGCAUGGCGUGUGCCCAGGUGCUGGAGGAGUGCGCCGCCACCAACAGCGCCAAGGCCAAGGAAUGGAGGGCUCUGGCCGAGCAGCUGCGCAGUGUGGCUGUGGAGCUGGUGGGCUGCCUGGAGAAGCUGGAGCUGCCGCCCGCGGAGGAGGGCGCGGCCGCAGGCGGAGCAGGAGGGGCGGGGGCCUCCGCGGGCGGAGCCCCGCCUGAGGGCGGCGACGGCAAGCAGGGCGGCGGCGGCGGCGUGGAUGACGCGCCCCUGGGUCCGGGCGUGGGUACCGGCGGCACCAUCCCCGCCGCCAUCAGCGACGUGCUAGCGCCGCGCGGCGUGCCGUGCAGCGUCAACGACUCAAGCCCGCUGCAGGUUGCGUACGACGCCAACGACCUGGAGUUCAUGGCGGCGCCGGUGGUCCAGGGCUACCUGCAGGACCGCUGGCUGGGGCCCGACUACAUCCUGCUGGCGCUGCAGGAGAAGGGAGCCACAUUCCACUACCAGGACCACCACCUGAUGCUGCGGCUGCUGGAGGGCAGCGGCUUCGUGGGCAGCCUGGGCCGGCCCAUCAUGCGCUACCACUCCUACAUCCUGCACAUGCUGGUGUUCGCCAGUCGCGCCUUCUACGACUCGCCCCGCGGCCGCUGGAUCUGGAAGGUGUUCCUGGAGGCCUUCUUCCUCUACAUCUACCACUCCAUCCAGCUCAUGCCGGACGAGACCUCGCUGCACUGGCAGCACAUCGUGUUCGUGCUGUACCUGGCGGGCAUGCUGGUGGACGAGUGGCAGGAGGGCGCACACCAGUACGGCGGCCGCAUCGCGCAGUACUUUGCCAGCGGCUUCAACAUGGUGGAAGCCAUGUGCUGGCUGAUGCUGGUGGCGGCGUCCGGACUCAAGAUCGCCAUGUGGGCGCUGCCUGACGGCCAGGACAACCCCACUUGGGCGGACCUGCAGACCGCCAAGGAGUUCAUCUACAACACAGCUUCCAUCCUGGUGUGGGCGCGCCUGCUGCAGUACAUCAUCCCUCUGUACGACGGCAUGGGCAGUCAGCUGAUGAUCAUGAGUCAGAUGUUCCGGGAGGUGUUCAAGUUCGCCAUCCCCGGAACCAUCCUGCUCACCGGCGUCACCUUCUGCCUGUACUCCAUGUACAACGGCCGCAUCCCGGAGCUGUCCUCUUUCCCCAAGGUCAUGCUCAAGCUGUUCCGCACCUUCCUAGGAGAGACCAUGUUCGACGUGUUUGAUGAAGACCCCACGCCCAUCUACCAGAUCUACGGCACCAUCAUCGUGCUGAUGUACGCGCUGGUGGCGACUGUGGUGCUGGCCAACCUGCUGAUUGCGUUGAUCAGCUACCACUUCCAGCCCGAAAAGACCGAGGCGCAGUCAAAGUUCCAGAUGGCCGAGAUCCUGGCGCACUACGAAUACAUGAUCGACCACCACCUCAUUGGCGCACCCUUCUCGCUGCCGCAGCUUAUCCUGCGCAACCUGCUUCCCAGCGGCGUGCGUCAGAAGGGCAGCAGCUCUUGGCUGGCCGAGACCUUCUCGCUGUCGCCCAUGGACGGCAUUGUGGUGUCCGGCGAAAACACCGAAAACAAGUUCCUGCCCAUCGGCACCAACGAAGUGCCCUACCUCAUCUACCUGCUGACCUUCUACCCGGCAGUGCUGGGCAUGUCGUGGGCCAUGUACUUUGGAAUGGCGCCCUACUGCAUCGCCUACUUCACUUUCCUGGGUUACAAGAAGUGGACGGGCGAGAGCGAGAACAAGAAUGCGCCGGCCUUCGGGGCGGGCGGCGCCGCCAAGGUGGGCCCCGACGCUGCCAGCGCCGCCGCCAGCGCCGCCUCCGCCGCCAAGAGCCAGAAGGCGCCCAUCGACAUGUUUGAGAUGAGCGGCAAGCGCCGCCACGCCUCCGCCGACCACCUGGACGGCGCCGUGCACGACGGCACCCCCAACUAUGAGGAGUGGGACAACAAGAAGAACUUCCUGCAGCUGGUGCGGCUGGUCUGGUCCACCGGCAUCUACAUCGCCACGCGGCCGCUGUGGCUUGUGCUAGGCGUGCUGGGCUACCUGGUGCUGCUGGGUGGGCUGCUCAUCACCGUGUGGCUGGGCGUGUACACCUGGGUCGGCAAGCUGGCCUUCCACGCCUACUGGGUGGUGCGCGGCUGGCUGCAGGGCUGGUUCGGCGCCACCAACAUCGUGCUAGCCAAGAAGGACGGCGCCAGCACCAACCAGAGCACCACCAGCACCCUCAACCCGCUGGCGCGCGUGCACGACUGCGUGUGGGUGCGCCUGCAGCAGGCACUUCUCAAGGACGCCGGCCAGGUGAUCACGUGGAAGGAGCUGUCUCGCGCACUGCGCCACGCCGGCUUCAAGCGCUGGGAACUUGCGGUGGCGCGAGUGGGCGCACUGGCACCGUCCGAAGCCUCAGCCGGCGCCAAGUACGCAGUGCGCCGCAUGAUGAUGGCCAACACAGUCGCACUGGGUGCCGUCGCCGGCAUGUCUGACGCCGCGCGUCGCCAGAGCAUGACGCAGCGCGCCGAGGCGACACUGCGGCUGCUGGGCAGCACGGGCGGCGACAACGAGGAAGCCAGCAGCAGCAGCUCCGGCGGCGGCAGUGACAGCAGCGAUGACGAGAACGCCAGCCCCCGCUACGGCGGCUACGGCAUGUCGCGUCAACACGGGCACCUGCGCAUGCACCAAGGCCAGCCCGGGCCGGCGGCGGCGGCUGCCGCUGCAGGCUCGGCGGCGGCGGGGCCGAUCGGCGGCGCCGCGCCUGGUGGCGGCGGCGUCUUGGACUCGGCGGCAGCCAUGGGCCACCUGGCUCGCAAGAUGGCGCGCAAGCUGGGCCGCGAGCUGAAGGAGACGGUGGCGUCGCUGAAGGCGGAGGUGGAGCAGGUGGCGCGCAGCGCCUCGAUGGCCCAUCCGGGUGGCAGCGGGCUGGGCGGCAUUGGUGCCAGUGGCGCCAGCUUGUCGGCCCCCGGCCCCGCGGCGGCGGGGGCGGCGGCGGGCGUGCCAUAUGGCGGCAUUCCUCGCGGGCCGAGCGGCAGCGGUGUGCUGGUGAUGGGUGGCCCCAGCAGCCUCACACGGCGGGAGAGCGGCGCGCGGCGGGAGAGCAGCCUGGAGGAGUGAGAGGGCUUGGCCGCUCAGAUUAUUACAAGUUGAGUGAUUUCUGCGUGGACGCCGGAAUUUAUGGAGGUUACUCAUCCCCCCCUUCAUUAUUAAUGACAUCUGACGCGUGCUUAGCUACAGCAGUUACAUGUACGCACAUCGCAUGGAUCUUAAUCUGCUCUACGUGUCUGGGUGACAAGGACUUUUUUGCACACUUGGACUCCAGCUGCGGCUGACGGCUGUUGCCGGUCUUGCUCGUGUAUUGUGCGGGAUUGUUGAUACGGGCACGUGCACAUGCAUGGGGCUUGUAAAUAUGGUCCGGAUUAGUGCGCAUCAGGUAACUGUGGUGGAUUGCUGCAUGGUCAAUGUUAGUGUGCCGCCGGGCGCGCACGUCUUACCGGCGCGGCGUGUCAGCUCUGGGCAGGUUUGGUUAAGCCCCCUCUUGCAUAUAAGAACUGCCAAGCUUAUUCUUAGGCAUGUGCUACCGUAUACGGUAUGAGAGAACUUGACAGAAAUCAAUAGAUUGUACGAGUUUGAAGCUGGCAUACGUGUUGCGGUGGGGCGUGUAACUGACUGCUGGUCAGUGGAGGCGAUGGCCUGGCGGCGGUGGCGAGCGGGGCGAGGGGGCGACAGCGGGUGGCCCCUGGCGCCCGCCACAAGGCAAGCCAGAAGGCAACCCAACCGCCACCAGCUGAAACAGCAACGUAACGUACGCUAAUAGAAAACAAUGUGCAACUUGUGGUGAACACAAUGUGCCCUGUUACUUUGGCCCGUCACGGCCAGUUACCGCGAGCAUGGAGAAACUCUAAGUCAC
This is a messenger RNA of Chlamydomonas reinhardtii, 5513 nucleotides long. RefSeq lists its product as uncharacterized. Gene Ontology annotation, cellular component: cation channel complex; membrane. Gene Ontology annotation, molecular function: store-operated calcium channel activity; inositol 1,4,5 trisphosphate binding. The record is from RefSeq and is a predicted model, not a curated record. The transcript is spliced from 18 exons. Gene Ontology annotation, biological process: calcium ion transmembrane transport; regulation of cytosolic calcium ion concentration; manganese ion transport. NCBI's taxonomy places the organism in Eukaryota, Viridiplantae, Chlorophyta, Chlorophyceae, Chlamydomonadales, Chlamydomonadaceae. The coding region runs from base 506 to 4720 and encodes 1404 amino acids.